Molecule: messenger RNA, 777 nt
Organism: Pedinophyceae sp. YPF-701
Lineage: Eukaryota; Viridiplantae; Chlorophyta; Pedinophyceae
Source: the annotation of a GenBank genome assembly
AUGGCGUCGCCGGACUCCUCGAGCACGAGCGUCCUCGGCCAUGAGAUCAUCAGCGCGGCCGAGGCGGGCGACACCGCCGCGGUUCUCGCCGCAAUCGACGCAGGCCUGGACGUGAACGCGCGGUCGGCGUUCCAGACCACGCUGCUGCACACAGCGGCCCGGUACGGUCACGCGGACCUCCUGAGCGCGCUCCUCCGCCGCGGCGCCGACAUCACCGCCCUGGACUACGGCGGCAUGCGCCGCUCCGCGCUGCACUGGGCGUGCCACGGCGCGCACGUGCGCUGCGUGGAGAUUCUCGUCGACGCCGGUGCCGACACGGAGUGUCAGGGCCGCGCAUGGAGCCGGCUGGUGCAGGGCAGCGCGUGCGGCGCGCUCGUGGACCGCACGGAGCCGUGUCCGGAGGCCCCGGAGUCGCUCUGCCGCGGCGACGCGGUCCUCCUGGCCCUGAGACGCCCCCCGUGGUCUAUUGAGUUGCACUCUAUGUGGCCGGGGGGGUUCCGCGCGGCCGUGAGCGAGCUGCUCAAGUGCAACCACCGGCUGUGGGCGCAGCGCGGGAAGGCGGAGGCGGGGGACGAAGGGGGGUGUUUGCCGGGGUUGCCGAUGGAUCUGAUCUGGAUGAUUGUUCGAAGAAUGGCGUAUGACGUCAGCGCGUGGGUGCAGGAGGCGGACAGGUUCGCGGAGGCCAAGGGGAUCCGGCAGCGCAUCGCGCGGGGCGUGCCGGAGGGACGGCUGGACCUCCCGCGCUGGGACACGUCGUACUUGCGGGACGAUUCGUGA